GGUCCACACCUCAAAAACUAUAAAAACGGAAGGUCGAGAAGAGGGGGAAACUAGCCUCAGCAGUUAGCAGUGGGAUCGAAUCGCCAAAAGCAAAAGCCCUAGCCCCACAUAUGCCAUUACGCUCAAUUCUCGCUCUGGCUUUUCAAUUCUUCAACUUCGGAGUGUUAGGCUAUCGACUUUCAGUCGAUAGUUUGAUGCCAUGUCGAAAAGGGUUCUUUGCAAGUUUUUUGUACAUGGUGCAUGUCUGAAAGGGGAGUACUGUGAGUUCUCACAUGUUUGGAAAGGCCCUCCAAAUAAUGUAUGCACAUACUACCAAAAAGGACUAUGUGCCUAUGGGAGCAGGUGUAGAUACGAACAUGUUAAAGUUUCUCAACAGCAUUCACCUCCAUCUUCGUCAGCUCCAGCUCAACAUCUGCACUCAGAUCCUUCUCCCACUACCUUAUCUCCUGGAAUGCUAGCAGAUGGUGCAGGACUUUCUGCUGAGUAUUUGACUUCAGGCAGACCUUUUUACCCUCCCAACCAAGCUGCAUGGAGUGAAAAUUCAGAGCAUCAUCAUGUGGAAGAGAUUGAAAACUUUGUUGAGUUGAAGAGAAUUAAUCCAGCUAAUCAAUCAAUUUGCUCUCUUGCUGCUGCUGGUAAUUGUCCACGGGGAGAAAAAUGUCCAUACAUUCAUGGAGAUUUAUGUCCAAUCUGUGCGAAGCAUUGCUUGCAUCCUUUCAGGCCUCAAGAAAGAGAGGAGCAUAUGAAAACAUGUGAGAAGAGGCAAAAGCACCUUGAUUUAUUGAAGCAUAGUCAAGAAAUAGAGUGCUGUGUGUGUCUUGAACGUGUACUCUCCAAGACAACUGCAGCAGAGCGGAAGUUUGGGAUCCUUUCUGAGUGUGAUCAUCCAUUUUGUAUAUCGUGUAUCAGGAAUUGGCGCAGUGGUUCUCCUUCCUCUGGGAUUGAUAUCAACUCUACAUUUAGGACCUGUCCCGUAUGCCGGAAGCUUUCGUAUUUUGUCAUUCCAAGUGUCAUUUGGUACUCCACAAAAGAAGAAAAGCAAGAUAUCCUUGACAGCUACAAAGCCAAACUCAGUCGCAACACAUUCAUUAACAUAUUAGGCACUACUUUCAAUCAUGUCAGAGGAACUUUGUUAAGAGAAUCUGUUGCAUAUGAUCACAAGUGCCCGUUAGGGAAUGAUAAGCUGGGUAAUCUAUUCGAUGAUAAUGCCUACAGGUACCCAGUACUUGUGUUUUUGGGAGCUAACAAGUACCCCGUGGAAUUAGUAGAGGUACGCCUCUGCUGGCCCGGAUACCAUGGUUAUAAAAAAAUGAUAAUACCUAUACACUUCGGUUCGGUGAUAAGAGUACUUAUCUAAACCCAACCACGGACCAAUAGUUUGGUAUUUAAGUUGAGAAGGAUAGCAGGAUGGCCCAUUACCCGUGGAGAUUUGAACUCUGUGCCUGUUGGCCCUCGGAGAAAUCUCGGUUUUCCAAAAAAGAAAGAUCCUUUUCAUGACAACAAUUAUGUUCAUUUAGUGGUAGUGAGAUUUGAAAAGUCAGCUUAUGGUGUUGUGGGAGAUGUGUUUUCUAAUUUCCAAGUAGUAGUCAUUGUUAUCAGCCCAAUGGGAAUAUAUUUUGGAAGAAAGGAAGAAAGAGGAAGGAAAGUAGCCCAUUUAGAAGACAAAUAAAGAGAGGAGAGGAGUGGUAAACCUUUUUAAAUUGAUUAUGAGUAGGAAAAAAGGAAUGUGUGUCAUUUGGUUUUAAUCAAGUAUUUGUUCUUUUUGGAAUUAAAAAAGGACCUUUUUGCACCAGCUUUUUGUUGGUAUAAACGAAACUAAACAUUUUGUUUAUGACCUUCUUUCUCUCCUUCUCAGUUUCUCUUGCUAAAAAUCAACUGAGUAGAAAAAACUAACUCACCCCCAUUCUCUUGUCACCUUCAUCUGCCUUUCUGUCGAUCCAAAAGCUUCGUUAGGCUUUGAAAUGACGUGGUUUUAUUUUGUUUCAACUUCGAACUUACCCAAUGUAGGGUCCCAUAUGUUUUUUGAUUUAUUUGGCAAGUACUGUGAUGACGUCCAGAUCCACUACUAAAAAGUAAGCGGACAUGGUCGCAUGGAAUAUAAUAUACCAAACUAUGAGUCGGGGUCGAAUCCCACAGAGAACAAUAUGUAGGCGAUUAGGCAAUGUAAGAGAAUUAUCGCUUAUUAUGCUAAGUCAAACACUUAAUAAAGGUUUUGAGAAAAUAUUUAUAUCUAAAUUCGAAAAUGUAAACUAACCUAGAAAGCAAAUAAAAUGAUCAAUGGCUACAAGUAUGGAUAUACGGGGAAUUACACUCGAGUAACGAUCCAAUGUAUUUCACGAUUUUAUAAAUAUGAGCGAGUUUAUGUUAAUUAGCCUCGGA
This is a messenger RNA of Nicotiana tabacum (common tobacco), 2379 nucleotides long. The record is from RefSeq and is a predicted model, not a curated record. NCBI's taxonomy places the organism in Eukaryota, Viridiplantae, Streptophyta, Magnoliopsida, Solanales, Solanaceae.